Messenger RNA from Eimeria necatrix, 222 nucleotides. RefSeq lists its product as hypothetical. The coding region runs from base 1 to 222 and encodes 73 amino acids. The transcript has a single exon. The record is from RefSeq and is a predicted model, not a curated record. NCBI's taxonomy places the organism in Eukaryota, Apicomplexa, Conoidasida, Eucoccidiorida, Eimeriidae.
AUGAAGUGGCUGGAUGUGGCCCUCAGGGAGUACUUGCCGGCCGUUCAAGAAGGCUCUCAAGGAUUGGACUUCGGCAAACAAUUCAUGCAAGAAGUGGAGGAGGCCCUGGAGCUGCUGGACAGGGAGUUGGUGCUGCGGGCGGCCUCGGAGAGCCACCAGCGCCUCGCGCUGCAGCACGCUGCUGCGGCUGCGGGCAUUCGGCCGGGCACGCCGGGGCAGUGA